Molecule: messenger RNA, 3876 nt
Organism: Phragmites australis (common reed)
Lineage: Eukaryota; Viridiplantae; Streptophyta; Magnoliopsida; Poales; Poaceae
Product: tyrosine-sulfated glycopeptide receptor 1-like
Exons: 1
Coding region: 246-3398 (1050 amino acids)
Biological process (GO): protein phosphorylation
Molecular function (GO): ATP binding; protein kinase activity; protein binding
Source: RefSeq, a predicted model, not a curated record
CACAUAAUGUGAACUAAGAAACUGCUAUGGCAUUUCGUAUUGAGGGUGUGACUGUAGCAUCUAAUCCUUGACCCAUUUUUCUUUGUGGUGACUACGACUAGGAGGGAUACAACAAAAUGGAAGCAAGAGUUGCUUCUUUCUUCAGUUCUUCCCUCCUGCUCUAUCUUGGUUACACCAUUCGUGUUUUUAUCUAGUCAGGAUACAAGUUAAGCAUCUAGUUUCCAUGAUAGUUUCAUUAGAAAGCCAUGAAGCCACUCCAUGUUUCAUACAAGAAAAGCAAUACCAAAUUUCCCAUACCUUCCAUUGGCCUCGUCCUUGUGCUGCUGAUCUCCUUGGCCACUCCCACCAGUUCCUGCACAGAGCAGGAGAAGACCUCUCUUCUCCAGUUCCUUGCUGGGCUCUCGCAGGAUGCAGGCCUCGCCAUGUCAUGGCAGGAAGGAACUGAUUGCUGCAAAUGGGAAGGAAUCACCUGCAACCGGAAUGGGAUGGUCACCAAUGUCUCUCUGGCUUCUAGGGGCCUUGAGGGGCACAUCUCACAGUCCCUGGGGAACCUCACCGGCCUGCAGCACCUUAACUUGUCCUACAACUCGCUGUCCGGUGGCCUGCCGCUGGAAUUGGUGUCAUCCAGCAGCAUCAUUGUCCUCGACAUCAGCUUUAACCAGCUCAAUGGAGACCUGCAUGAGCUGCCGUCUUCAACUCCUGGUCAGCCUCUGCAGGUACUUAACAUCUCAAGCAACUUAUUUACAGGGAAGUUUCCAUCUAAGACAUGGGAGGUGAUGAACAGUCUGGUUGCACUCAAUGCCAGCAACAACAGCUUUACUGGGCAGAUUCCAACUCAUUUCUGUAGCAUAUCUCCAUCCUUUGCUGUGCUUGAACUCUCUUACAACAAAUUCACUGGCAGUAUCCCGUUGGGGCUCGGCAAUUGCUCCGUGCUGAGAAUUCUCAAGGCUGGCCGUAACAACCUCAGUGGUACACUCCCAGAUGAACUUUUCAAUGCUACCUCGUUGGAGUUCCUCUCUUUUCCUAACAAUGAUUUGAAUGGUACACUUCAUGGUACACGCAUAAUCAACCUCAGGAAUCUCGAAACCUUUGAUCUUGGAGGGAACAGCUUCACUGGCAGGAUUCCGGAUGAUAUAGGUCAGCUCAGGAGAUUGAAGGAGCUCCAUUUGGACCACAACAAGUUGUCAGGGGAGCUGCCAUCAUCGCUAGGUAGCUGCACAAAUCUCAGAACCAUCGACCUCAGUAGCAACAACUUCAGUGGAGAGCUUGCCAAGGUCAAAUUCUCCAACCUACACAAUCUAAAAACUUUAGACCUUCUGUACAACAACUUCACCGGCACAAUUCCAGAAAGCAUAUACUCUUGCAGAAAUUUGACUGCAUUAAGGCUAUCUGCCAAUAACUUACAAGGGCAACUGUCACCUCGAAUAGGUAAUCUGAAGUCCCUCACCUUCCUAUCACUUGCUCAGAACAAUUUUACAAACAUCACAAAUACACUUCAGAUCCUUAAGAGCUGCAGGAACCUUACCACUCUUCUUAUUGCGUUCAACUUCAUGCAUGAGACCAUGCCAAAUGAUGACAGCAUUGAUGGUUUUGAGAAUCUUCAGGUUCUUGCCUUAAGUGGUUGCUCGUUGUUGGGGAAAAUACCUCAUUGGUUAUCGCAGCUCACAAAUUUGGAGAUGUUAUUUUUAGAUUCCAAUCAACUAAGUGGACCAAUACCUGACUGGAUCAGCAGUCUAAACUUCCUGUUCUAUCUAGACAUAUCAAAUAACAAUCUGACAGGGGAAAUUCCUGCAGCAUUAACAGAGAUGUCGAUGCUAAAAUCAGAGGAGACUGCAGCACAUUUGGAUCCGAGAAUCUUUGAGCUACCAGUUUAUCUAGAUACAUCACUUCAAUACCGCAAAGCCAGUGCUUUUCCAAAAGUGCUCAAUCUAGGAAAUAAUCACUUCACUGGUGUGAUCCCUCCAGAGAUUGGUCUCUUGAAAGAGCUCCUUUCACUAAAUUUGAGCUUCAACAAAUUACAUGGAGAUAUCCCACAAUCCAUCUGCAACCUCACAAAUUUGCUGGUGCUCGACUUAUCAAACAACAAUCUAUCCGGUGCAAUCCCAGCCGCAUUGAACAAUCUACACUUCCUUUCUAAAUUCAAUGUUUCUUUCAAUGAUCUAGAAGGACCUGUGCCAACCACAGGCCAGCUUAGUACAUUUACAAAUUCUAGCUUUGGUGGCAACCCAAAGCUCUGUGGUCCUACCCUUAAUCGCCUUUGCAAUUCGGAUGGAGCACCUUUGACCUCCAAGAAACAAAAUAACAAGAAGGCUGUAUUUGCACUUGCAUUUGGUGUAUUUUUUGGAGGUAUCGCCAUCCUACUCCUGCUAGCUCGUCUCCUUGUCUACUUCCGGGGUACAAGCUUUAGGACCAAAAACAGUAGCACCAAUGAUAGUGACAUAGAAGCAAUGUCAUUCAACUCAAAUUCUGAGCAUUCGUUGGUGAUGAUGGCGGGAAGCAACGGAGAAGAAAACAAGCUCACAUUCACAGACAUCACGAAGGCUACAAAUAACUUUGACAAGGAGAACAUCAUCGGAUGUGGAGGUUAUGGAUUAGUCUACAAGGCAGAGCUACCUGAUGACUACAAGCUUGCCAUCAAGAAGCUCAAUGGUGAAAUGUGCCUUAUGGAAAGGGAGUUCACUGCUGAGGUUGAAGCACUCUCCAUGGCCCGGCAUGAAAAUCUUGUGCCACUCUGGGGUUAUUGCAUCCAUGGAAACUCAAGGUUCCUCAUAUAUUCUUUCAUGGAGAAUGGCAGUCUUGACGAUUGGCUUCACAACAGGGAUGAUGAUGCCAGCACAAUUCUUGACUGGCCGACACGGCUAGAGAUAGCACAAGGAGCAGGUCGUGGCCUUGCUUACAUCCAUAAUGUCUGCAAGCCUCACAUUGUCCACCGUGACAUCAAAUCCAGCAACAUCCUGCUUGACAAAGAAUUCAAAGCUUAUGUUGCAGAUUUUGGGCUGUCAAGAUUGAUCUUUCCCAACAACACUCAUGUCACAACCGAGUUGGUUGGCACUCUCGGUUACAUUCCCCCUGAGUACGGGCAAGGGUGGGUGGCUACUCUGAGAGGUGAUAUAUACAGUUUCGGAGUUGUCCUGCUUGAGCUGCUAACGGGAAGGCGACCUGUUCCGGUCCUGUCAACAUUAAAAGAACUUGUCCCAUGGGUCCUGGAGAUGAGGUCUGAGGGAAAGCAGAUUGAGGUCCUGGAUCCAACACUCAGAGGCACAGGGCACGAAGAGCAAAUGCUGAAGGUGCUUGAUGUUGCUUGCAAGUGUGUGCACCAUAACCCUUGCAUGAGGCCAGCUAUAAUGGAAGUAGUCUCAUGCCUGGAAACCGUCAAUGCUGGCCUGCAGACACAAUAGUCAGCCAAGACAUAAUGCAGUUAGCCAGUUGCACAUGAUAAUAUUGUAGUUCAUUGCAUAUGAGUAGAUGUAUCUUUCACUAGAGGUACUAGUUUUGAGUUUGACUAGUGUUAUAGUGCAUCCUGUACAGUUUCUUGCACAUUUUGAGACUUCUGUACUUUCUUGAGGAAAGUAUCCAUCCUCCACCCCCCUUCUUUUUUCUAAAAGUACUGUAAGAUGUAUGCUCUGAGCAGUUUCUGAAGCAUUGUUAAAAAGUAGAAGCAAGUGGGAAAAUAUUCCAGUUCAUCGAGUUCCUUACUAACCCAAGUACUGACGCUAAUGCACUUAGGUGCUGUCAAGCUCUUUGACUCUGAUCCACAGAAUUCAGAGACCACUGGAGCUUGAGAGUAGGGUGCGGAAUGAGUAAAUGCUAACAAUUUCUGCUUCAGCAUGAAAGCACAAUACGAUGUCUGAUCAUCAAUUGGGAUAAAGCUGCGAA